AUGAAGCUUCCGUUGUGCCUUGCAGCAAUUGCAAGCAGUUUCAUCCUUGCAGAAGCGGCACCGAGCGACGACAUGGAGAAUCUACGGACGUCGUGCGAGAACGCGGCAAGUGUGCUUAAUGCUUCGUUGAACAGCACGGCAGCGAUGGACACAGCCGGCCUGGUCCAGAACAUCACAUGGCAACUUGGUGCUUCCCGAGCCAACCUUGCAUUCAUGAAUACGACGUCCACGACCAAUGGAACGAGCAACACGACGAACAGCUUAAACUCGCCCUACUUCGACUACGUCCACAGCAUCUACACCUUCUCGGAAGCCGUGAUGCGUCGUGGCCGGAUCUAUCACCUCGAAAUGAAUUUGCCAGUCUACAAUUCCCUGAAAGGCCUCGCAAUCGGAGUGCAGGCAUACGGCAUGCAACUCCGCGCCGCCGGCAUGAUCUCACCGCACGCCACGAUCCGCACCUUCACGGCCGGCAGCUCCAUUGUCGACGCCGAGAGUGUCUGGGCGAACAAUGCCAACUUCCCGGGACGGUUGAAGAGGCAUGUCAGGCUGAGGAGAUGA
Molecule: messenger RNA, 558 nt
Organism: Saxophila tyrrhenica
Lineage: Eukaryota; Fungi; Ascomycota; Dothideomycetes; Mycosphaerellales; Extremaceae
Exons: 5
Coding region: 1-558 (185 amino acids)
Source: RefSeq, a predicted model, not a curated record